UGUGGGGAUCUCGGCGUGCCGAGAGAAGAGAUAAAAGUCCGUUAUAUAAACGUUUGGAAAGACGGGCGCCGCAGCAGCAGCAGCAGCAGCAUCAUCUCAUUGCUUAUUCCUUCCUCUGUGCCGUUGAUGAUAACAUGGUGUUCUACAAGUGUUCUUUCGUGUUUCUUCUCUGCGUCGUUUCGUUCGCAGAAUGUUUUAAUGUAAUAACGAGGAGUGAAUGGGGCGCGAGGGCACCCAGAUGGGCACCGACUCCGCUUUCCGUGAAUCCAGCAUCUCACGUGAUCAUUCACCAUGGAGACAGUAAUCCCUGCACAACGAGGGACAAAUGCACGGCGAAAGUGAAGAUCUACCAGGCGGAUCAUAUCAAUAAUAGGAGAUGGAGUGACAUCGGUUACAACUUUGUCGUGGGCGAGGAUGGAAACGUUUACGAAGGAAGAGGUUGGGGAAAGCAAGGAUCUCACGCAGCUCCUUACAACGAGAAGAGCAUUGGAAUUUCCGUCAUUGGAAGAUUCGAUGAUAUUUCACCAAAUUCUGCGGCUUUGAAUGCAGUCAAAGAACUAAUAGCUUAUGGAGUUGCCAACGGAAAGAUUCAAUCCAAUUACAAAUUGGUCGGUCACAGACAGGUCAAAGGCACGAAAUGUCCCGGACAAGCCUUCUACAAUAUCAUCAAAACUUGGCCAAAUUACGCAGCAAACCCAUAAAACCCAACAAAUAAAUUGUAUUACUUUUUAUUUAUUAAU
Molecule: messenger RNA, 740 nt
Organism: Nicrophorus vespilloides
Lineage: Eukaryota; Metazoa; Arthropoda; Insecta; Coleoptera; Silphidae
Product: peptidoglycan-recognition protein SB1-like
Exons: 4
Coding region: 135-701 (188 amino acids)
Biological process (GO): peptidoglycan catabolic process; innate immune response
Molecular function (GO): peptidoglycan binding; zinc ion binding; N-acetylmuramoyl-L-alanine amidase activity
Source: RefSeq, a predicted model, not a curated record